This is a messenger RNA of Penicillium olsonii, 927 nucleotides long. NCBI's taxonomy places the organism in Eukaryota, Fungi, Ascomycota, Eurotiomycetes, Eurotiales, Aspergillaceae. The record is from the annotation of a GenBank genome assembly.
AUGUCUCCCAGGCUGAUGGGGCUGCCUUCGCAGCUUACAAAAAUUGCUACCCGGCCAUUCCAGCAGGCAUCUCCCCUCGCGUUCCUGCUCCCGCAAUUCCAGCAAACCCGCAAUUCUCACAUCCUAGCCUCCCUCUCCGACAACCCUUCCGCCUACAACAAGCGUAUCCGUCGAGGUCGUGGUCCCGCUUCCGGCAAGGGUAAGACCUCCGGUCGUGGUCACAAGGGUCAAGGUCAGCACGGAAAGGUCCCCGCCGGCUUCAAUGGUGGACAGACGCCCGAGAUCAUCGUCCACGGCGAGCGUGGCGGCGUGAACAUCUUCUCCGUCGACAUGGCCACCGUCAACCUUGAUCGCGUCCAGUACUGGAUCGACCAAGGCCGCCUCUCCCCCAGAGCCCCGAUCACCAUGAAAGAACUCUACAACAGCGGAUGCAUCAGCCGACCCAUCGACGGCGUCAAGAUCCUCGGCGAUGGCGCCUCAGCCCUGAAGCAGCCCAUCCACGUCGUUGCUUCCCGCGCCUCCGCCUCCGCAAUCGCCGCCAUCGAAGCAGCCGGUGGCUCCGUCACGACCCGCUACUACACCCCCUCUUCCAUCCGUCGCAUCCUCGACGGCAAAACACACACUUUCCUCUCUGGCCAAUGGGCACGAGAGAGCGGCUCCGAGGAACUGUACCGCAUGGCUCAGGUCGGGCCGAACAAGAAGGUUUGGCCUUCUGUGAUUGAGCGCAACCACAAGGCUUUCCGUCUGCCGGAUCCUACGAAGCGUCGCGAUAUCGAAUACUACCGUGAUCCUGCACACCGGGGAUACCUGGCUCAUCUGCUUAAGCCCUCUGAGGGACCCAGUUUGUUCUUCCGUUCUUCUGAGGAGCGCAAGUCUGCUGCCGGUGUUAAGAAGGAGAAGAUCUUGCCCGAGAACAGGCUCUGGUAG